Ctenopharyngodon idella (grass carp) is the source of this 1639-nucleotide messenger RNA. Its product is annotated as endonuclease domain-containing 1 protein. The coding region runs from base 489 to 1382 and encodes 297 amino acids. Gene Ontology annotation, molecular function: metal ion binding; nucleic acid binding; hydrolase activity. The transcript has 2 exons. The record is from RefSeq and is a predicted model, not a curated record. NCBI's taxonomy places the organism in Eukaryota, Metazoa, Chordata, Actinopteri, Cypriniformes, Xenocyprididae.
AAGCACAGGCCUGUCAAUUAUUCAUCUAUUUCAAACCAAAUAUUUAGAUCACCCAAAAUAAGAAACACAAAGAUAUGUGAACAAACUGCAAGUUUCAGGCACUUGUGAUCCAUAUCUGCCAGAGUAAUAUCGUAUAAUCAUUUCCUGUUUAAAUCCAGGAACCAUUUGUAAAUUAUUGUAAGGGAAAUAUUCUGUGCUUAUGUUUAUUUUAAUAGAUGAUGGCCAUUUCAUUAAGCUAAAUUCCUUUAUGAACUGAAUUUGUGAUCGUUCAUUCUGUUUUCAAAACCUCCCAGUGUUCUAUUGAUCAAAUAGGCCUACACAUAUGGCAGAGUAAGAAAGGUGAUGCUUUGCAUAUGAUGACUUUCACUCUUCCAGGUUAUCAGUCUGGCUUGGAACACCAUGGAAGAACAGAUGGAUCAGCCUGUCUUUGCAUUUAAAAAACUGGAAAAUGUGUUGUAGACACUGAUAGCUUAACUUCUCAGUCUCUGAUGGCACUUUGUAAGGUUUUUAUCUUCAGAAUUCUUCUAUUGACAGGUUUACGUCUGGCAGGUGGCACAGUCUCUGACAACUUUAAAGAAUGCAGUCAGUUCUUCUAUAUGCAUACAGCACCCACAGGUAUCCGAGGGGGGAAUCUGAAGAGGAUAUGCCAACGCUAUGGAGAUAAACUACGUUAUGCCACACUGUACGACAGCAGUCGCCGACUGGCACUUUAUUCAGCGUACACCUUCAAAAAGUCAGAUGGACAGAGGAGGAUGGACACACCCUGGAUGUAUGAACCACAGCUGGUUUCUGCUGAUGAAAGCGGGGACAUGAGAGUCUUGCCCUCUAGUGGUGAAACCGACCUACUGCUUGAGGAGAGCCAGGCAGUGCUAGCAGACUAUGUUGAUGCAGUGGAGUACGAGCGAGGCCCACUUAACCCUGACCAGCACCAGGCGGACAACCAGGACAAAGCAGCUACCUAUACACUCACAAAUGUGGUACCUCAGAUCACAGACUUUUUGGAGGGCCCAUGGACCACAUAUAUUGACAUGGUGCGCCGCCGCCUGAAUAACUUCUGCCGUGGGACUGCCUAUGUGGUGACCGGGGUGACUAUAUCGGGGAUGACCAUUCGAAAAGGAAGAGAGGAACGCAUGGCUGUCCCAAAGCACUUGUGGUCAGCUUAUUGCUGCCCACGCUUUGAUCGAAACUCACCCUAUGAAGUACGGUACAUGUUUCCCACUUACGCAGCAUAUGCUUUGAAUGAGAUAGUGGGAUACAGUGUUACAGAAGUGCCUUUGAAGGCUUUAGAGACCUUUCUGAAAAAUCAGACUGACAUGGACAAAAGCGUGAGCAUCUUUUUCAAGGAUUGUGUCUCAGAAAAUAAACAUACCAAGAGAAAGUGAACGAAAGCGAGUUUGUGAACUCUGGAUUUGUGUGUGCAUCUGACAGUUGAGUGAAUGUGGCUUAAGUUCUAAUAAGAGUGCUGAGCAAAGUCAGCUAAAGGUUUAAUAGUUGAAAAACCUAUAUGCUCUAACCUUGUGCUGUAAUAUUUUGGACUAUAAAAUAGUUAUAAAUUAAAUUAAGAGUCAGCCAGUACAAAGAGACUGAGAAGUGAAUAAAGUCACCUAUCAGAUGUUGUGUCUUUGUGGAUCAUUUCCAU